AUGGAAGCAAAAUCACCAGAUUCACCAACGAAGUCCAAAGGAUGGAGCUGGAUGCUGCUCGUGAUUUUUUUUGCAGCCCUUGUCUUGCUCGCCUGUGCAUUUACGCUAUGGUAUGAUGUUCACAGAUCGAGGCGUUCUCAACACCGUCCUGCUAGACCACCAAGAGUAGUUGAUGAAAAAUAUGCUAAUGCUCUCGGGGUUGCUAUGCAAUUCUUUGAGGUUCAAAAAUCUGGUAAAUUGGUGGAUAAUAAGAUAGCCUGGAGGGGAGAUUCAGGUUUGCAAGAUGGACGAGAAGAAAAUCUUGAUUUAUCAAAAGGGAUGUAUGAUGCUGGGGAUGACAUGAAAUUUGGAUUUCCGAUGGCAUUUACUGCAACAAUGUUGUCGUGGGCCAUUUUGGAAUAUGGACAACAUAUGCAAGAAAUGAAACAGUUGAAAAAUGCUCAAGAUUCCCUGAAGUGGAUAACUGAUUAUCUCAUAAAUGCGCAUCCUUCUGACAAUGUGCUAUUCAUCCAGGUUGGUGAUCCUGAGGUGGAUCACAACUGCUGGGAGAGGCCAGAAGCCAUUACAGAAGCACGGCCACUCAUACAAGUGAACAUUUCAUAUCCAGGAACUGAGGUUGCAGCAGAAACCGCAGCGGCUAUGGCAUCUGCCUCGUUAGUGUUCAAGUCUAUCAACAAGACCUACUCACAAAUGUUGCUGAAGCAUGCUCAGCAAUUGUUCAGUUUCGCAGAUACUUACCGAGGUUCUUACAGUAUCAGCAUCCCCCAAGUACAAAAGUAUUACAAUUCAUCAGGAUAUGGUGAUGAACUCCUGUGGGCGGCUGCUUGGCUUUAUCAUGCUACUGGAGACCAGUCAUACCUUAAAUAUACUACUGGUGCAAAUGGAAACUCUUUUGCUAAUUGGGGAAAUCCGACAUGGUUUUCCUGGGAUAACAAGUUGGCUGGAGUUCAGGUUCUUCUAUCCAGGGUAAGCUUCUUUGGUUCAGCCGAUACCUCUGAUGCUGAAAAUCUCGGCCUUCAGAAGUACAGGAGAACUGCUGAUGCUCUUCUGUGUAGCCUUCUCCCCUAUUCCUCAUUGGCAACACCUAAUAGAACAGAAGGUGGGCUGAUAUGGGUGACAGAAUGGAACGCUUUACAAUACUCUGUUGCCUCGGCAUUUUUGGCGGUUCUUUAUAGCGAUUACAUGUUCUGGUCCGGUACACCAACCCUGUAUUGCAAUGGAGACCAAUACGAGCCAAUGGACCUGCGAAGUUUUGCAAUUUCACAGGCAAAUUAUGUUCUGGGAAGUAAUCCAAUGAAGAUGAGCUACCUCGUUGGAUAUAGCAGUGACUACCCCAAGUAUGUACAUCACAGGGGAGCUUCAAUUCCGGCAGAUGCUAAUACAGGUUGCAAGGAUGGGUUCAAGUGGCUUCGUUCACCAUCUCCAAAUCCAAACAUAGCAACUGGAGCUCUUGUUGGUGGACCAUUUCUCAAUGACACCUACAUUGAUUCCAGGAACAAUUCUAUCCAAGCAGAACCGACCACUUAUAACAAUGCCUUCAUUGUUGGUCUUCUAUCUGGCCUUCUCACCGCCUCUCCAAAACUUCCAUCUUUCACAUAGGAGAAUACCAGUCUUGUCAAUAAACUGUGCAGUAACAUGUAAAUGUGAAAGACGAGAUUGAAGGGUAUAUAAACUGUACAGAUAUACCUGCAUAAUCAUA
This is a messenger RNA of Coffea eugenioides, 1699 nucleotides long. RefSeq names its product endoglucanase 24-like. Gene Ontology annotation, biological process: carbohydrate metabolic process. The transcript has 6 exons. Bases 1 to 1599 code for a protein of 532 amino acids. Gene Ontology annotation, molecular function: hydrolase activity, hydrolyzing O-glycosyl compounds. The record is from RefSeq and is a predicted model, not a curated record. NCBI's taxonomy places the organism in Eukaryota, Viridiplantae, Streptophyta, Magnoliopsida, Gentianales, Rubiaceae.